Dermatophagoides farinae (American house dust mite) is the source of this 2524-nucleotide messenger RNA. RefSeq names its product UDP-glucuronic acid decarboxylase 1. Gene Ontology annotation, biological process: D-xylose metabolic process. Lineage: Eukaryota; Metazoa; Arthropoda; Arachnida; Sarcoptiformes; Pyroglyphidae. Gene Ontology annotation, cellular component: cytoplasm. The record is from RefSeq and is a predicted model, not a curated record. Gene Ontology annotation, molecular function: NAD+ binding; UDP-glucuronate decarboxylase activity.
GUUGCUGCUUGUCCUCGUUUUGUAUUUGAUUUUCUAAUGAAAAAAAAAAUGAAAUGAAAUGAAAACGACCAAAUCUUAUCGUAAUCAAAUUGCAAAAAAUGGGCUAAUUUCUCUCUCUCUCUCUCCCUAUCUCUUGUUUCAUUUGUAUAAAAUGAGCAUAUGUAUGAUGUUAUGAUGAUGAUGAUAAUUUGCUGAUUUCAUCGACAUAUCAUUCAAAAGCAGAAAAAAAACUGACCAAUUUUUCCAUUUGUCAUCAUCAUCAUCAUCAUUAUCAUUCGAGCAGUAUUAUUAAUCAUGAACCGGCAUGUUGUAAUUGACUAAUUGAAAAAACAACUAUCAUUCAUAAUCAUCAUCAUUAUUCAUUAUUAUCAAAUAUUAAAAAAAGAAAAUGACAUUGAAAUGGUGAUAUCAUUUCACAACAAAAUUCUACAUCAUUAUUAUUCAAUCCAAAUGAAUGCCAAAUAACGUAAUAAUAAAUCGAUAAUUGAAAUUGAUUUGCUGCCAUAUAUUUAUUAUUCAAUCGAAUCAGAUCCAAUUGAUAUCCAAAAAAAAAAAAAAAAAUUCAAAAUUCCAAUUGUUUUGUUUUGUUGUUAUUCCACGGUCAAGAAGAACAAUGACAUUACCUCGUGUAUUUUAUGUUUUAUUUUUAUUUGUAAUUUUUACAUUAACUAUUGUUUUUACUAAUUAUCAUAAUUUAUCAUCUAAACAUCGAUUCGAUGAUGAUAAUCAACAUGAACAACAUCGAUCUAAAAAUGAAAUUGAUAAUGACAUCAUCGAUAACGAUAUUGGAAAUCGUCAUCAGAAUAAUACAAAAUUAAUGGGAACAAUUGAAAAAUUACAUAAUGAAAUUGAACAACUUCGGCUGCGGUUAGAACAGAUUGAGACAAAAAAUAACUUUCAAUCAUCAAAAAUUGUUACGAAUCGAAAAUUUUUUCAAAAAACUAAAUUAUUACCAUAUUCAGAAAAGAAAAGAAUUCUAAUUACUGGUGGUGCCGGUUUUGUUGGCUCUCAUCUAUUGGAUCGUUUAUUAUCCGAUGGCCAUGAAGUUAUUGUCGCUGAUAAUUUUUAUACCGGUCGACGUUCCAAUAUUGAACAUUGGCUUGGUCAUCCGAAUUUUGAACUAUUACAUCAUGAUAUUGUUAAUCCAUUGUAUGUGGAAGUGGAUGAAAUCUAUCAUCUGGCAUCACCAGCAUCACCACCACAUUAUAUGAUGAAUGCAGUGAAAACAAUCAAAACGAACACAAUGGGCACAAUAAAUAUGUUAGGAUUAGCAAAACGUGUUGGCGCUCGAAUUCUUGUAGCAUCUACAUCGGAAAUUUAUGGUGACCCCGAUGUACAUCCACAAUCGGAAUCAUAUUGGGGCAAUGUAAAUCCUAUUGGUCCACGGUCAUGUUAUGAUGAAGGUAAACGUGUUGCCGAAGCAUUAACAUAUGCAUAUGCAAAACAAGAAAAUCUCUCGGUACGUGUUGCACGUAUUUUUAAUACAUAUGGACCACGUAUGCAUGCCAAUGAUGGUCGUGUGGUAUCGAAUUUCAUUAGCCAAGCUAUACAAUCGAAACCAUUAAGUAUUUAUGGUAAUGGAAAUCAAACACGUUCAUUUCAAUAUAUUUCCGAUCUAAUCGAAGGUUUAGUACGAUUAAUGGAAAGUAAUUAUAGCAGACCAAUAAAUCUGGGUAAUCCAGAUGAAUACACUAUACAGAAAUUUGCCGAUAUCGUAUUGAAUCUUGUUCAUCGUGAUAAUGAAAAAAUUCAACAUAAUAAAGAUGAUGAUAAUCGAUUCAUGCAGCCAUAUUCAUAUCAUCAUCAUCAUCAUAUUGAAUAUUUACCGGCUAAACAAGAUGAUCCACGACGACGAAGACCGGAUAUAAAAUUAGCACUUCAAAUAUUACAUUGGUAUCCGAAUAUAACAUUAAUUGAUGGUCUAGCUAAAACUAUUGAUUAUUUUCGAUUGGAAUUGAAACGAUCAUUGGGUAGAUCAACAUGAAGAGCGAAAAAAAACCAUAUUAAACUAGCCAAUCAUCAACAAUACAAAAAACAGAAAAAGCAUCUGUGAUCAUCGAUUAAUUCAGAACAAAUUUUCAUUUCAAAAAAAAAAUCGAGAAAAUUUAAAUUCAUCCAAAAAACAACUUUGAUCAACACACACACAAUGACACAUCAGCAUCUCCUUUUUUUUCUCACUCAUCGGAUGCGGCCUAUAUAGCCUGAAAAAAAAUUGUGCAUGUACUACGAUGAAUGUUGGAACCAGAGAAACGAAAAAUGGAUCGAUAUUUUUUGUAAAACACACACUUAGGACAACGCCUCUUUUUUUUUUUUUCUUUCUCAUCAACGCCAUCAUCGAUCAUUAGUCAGAUAUAUUAUUAUUAUUAUUUAUUUAUUUCUUUCCUUGCUUGUUAGUUUGUGUUUUUUUUGGACGAAAAAAAAUCAUCAGACAUUGUCUUACAUAUAGUAGUGAUAAUUUAAUUUAUUUUUUUUCAAUUUUAUCAAAAAAAAUUUUUUUUUGUUUUCUUUUCGUUUUUAAAAAUAA